Messenger RNA from Coffea eugenioides, 606 nucleotides. RefSeq names its product putative disease resistance protein At1g50180. The transcript has a single exon. The record is from RefSeq and is a predicted model, not a curated record. Gene Ontology annotation, molecular function: ADP binding. Gene Ontology annotation, biological process: defense response to other organism. Lineage: Eukaryota; Viridiplantae; Streptophyta; Magnoliopsida; Gentianales; Rubiaceae. Bases 1 to 606 code for a protein of 201 amino acids.
AUGAAGGAUUUUACAAGUUCUUACAAAACCUAUGCGCAUGAGGUUGCCGAUUCAACGUUUGUGGGAAUGAAGGAUGAUAUCAACAAAUUGAUGUCCCUAGUCAUCUAUAAGGGUGGGUGCAACCAUCCUAUUGUUUCCAUUUGGGGCAUGGGAGGUUCUGGGAAGACUACAAUUGCAAGGAGAAUUUACAAUGAUGGCAAAAUUCGGCAUUAUUUCGAUGCUUUUGCUUGGGUUUGUAUAUCUCAACAAUGCCAAAUUAGAAAAAAUCUGGAGGAAAUUUUACAGCAUAUUUUUACUGAUGCAAAAAGCAAGGAAGAAAUGAAGUCCAUGGCGGACGGGGAAUUGGUGGAGGAGUUGUACAAGCAGCAAAAGGAGAAGAAAUGCUUGGUUGUUCUAGAUGACGUGUGGAAUAGAAUUGAUUGGGAUUGCCUGAAACGAGCCUUCCUAACAAUGGAAUCACAUAGUAAGAUUUUACUUACAACUCGCAACAAGAAAGUAGCAGAAGUUGGAACCAUUCACAAAAUGAAUUACCUGGAUGAACAUGAAGCCUGGGAGCUACUUCAAAAGCGGGCAUUAAAAUUCAACAACGAGAAUUUUCGAGGUUAG